Messenger RNA from Balaenoptera acutorostrata (minke whale), 5027 nucleotides. It is a transcript of the gene FANCD2, whose product is annotated as FA complementation group D2. The coding region runs from base 214 to 4671 and encodes 1485 amino acids. Gene Ontology annotation, cellular component: condensed chromosome; nucleus. Gene Ontology annotation, molecular function: DNA polymerase binding. The transcript has 44 exons. Gene Ontology annotation, biological process: interstrand cross-link repair; mitotic intra-S DNA damage checkpoint signaling; double-strand break repair involved in meiotic recombination. NCBI's taxonomy places the organism in Eukaryota, Metazoa, Chordata, Mammalia, Artiodactyla, Balaenopteridae. The record is from RefSeq and is a predicted model, not a curated record.
CCCGGCUUUCAGGCUUCUGUGGAAGCGGGACCGGUUAGCACGUUACGGGCGUGUGCCCUGAAGUCAGGAGGCCGUGACUUGCCUUAGUUUUUCCAUCGACAGAAUGGCUGGUAAUGGUUAUAAGUAGUAAACGAGGCAACGGAUAAAGGAAACGCUUAGCAUGACGCUUGGUACAUAGUAAAUGUAAUUUAACUGAAGAAGGCUUUGGUCAAAAUGGUUUCCAAAAGAAGACUCCCAACAUCUGAGGAUAGAGGGAGCCUGACAGAAGAUGCCUCUAAAGCCAGGAAACAGCCACUUUCCAAAAAGACAAAGAAAUCUCAUGUUCAUAAUGAAGUUGAAGAAAAUGACAGUGUCUUUGUAAAGCUUCUUAAGACAUCAGGAAUUACUCUUAAAACAGGAGAGAGUCAGAAUCAACUAGCUGUGGAUCAAAUCGUUUUCCAAAAGAAGCUCUUUCAGACUCUGAGGAAACAUCCUUCUUAUCCCAAAAUAGUAGAAGAAUUCGUUAGUGGCCUGGAGUCUUACAUUGAGGACCAAGACAGUUUCAGGAACUGCCUUUUGUCUUGUGAACGUCUGCAGGAUGAGGAAGCCAGCAUGGGCACAUCUUACUGUAAGAGCCUCAUUAAAUUGCUUCUGGGGAUUGACUUAUUACAGCCUGCCAUUAUCAAAAUCUUAUUUGAAAAGUUGCCAGAAUUUCUUUUCAAAAACGUGAACAGUGAUGGACUCAACAUGCCUCGACUCAUCAUCAAUCAACUGAAGUGGCUUGACAGAGUUGUGGAUAGUAAGGAUCUCACCACCAAGAUCAUGCAGCUGAUCAGUAUUGCUCCAGUGUACCUGCAGCAUGACUUUGUCACCAGCCUACCUGAGAUCCUAGGGGAUUCCCAGCAUGCUGAUGUGGGGAAAGAACUCAGUGACCUUCUAACAGAGAAUACUCUGCUCACUGUCCCCAUCCUGGAUGUCCUGUCUAGUCUCCGACUUGAGCCAAAGCUCCUGACUAAGGUCCGCAAGUUAGUGAUGGGUAAGCUGUCAUCUGUCAUGUUGGACGAUUUACCUAUGAUCAUCAAGUUCAUUCUUCAUUCCAUAACAGCCACGGAUGCACUUGAGGUAAUUUCUGAGCUUCGGGAGAAUUUGGAUCUGCAGCAUUGUAUUUUGCCAUCAUGGUUGCAGGCUUCUCAAAGCAAGUUGAAAAAUAAAGGACAAACGAGUUCUUCAGGAAAUCAAGAAAACAGCGGUCAAGACUGUGUUAUUCUUCUCUUUGACGUAAUAAAGUCAGCUGUUAGAUAUGAGAAAAUCGUUUCAGAAGCCUGGAUUAAGGCAAUUGAAAACACCACCUCAGUGUCGGAACACAAGCAGAUUCUUGACCUGGCAAUGCUCUUCAUCAUCUAUAGCACCAACACUCAGACAAAGAAGUACAUUGAGAGGGUGCUAAGAAAUAAGAUUCGAUCAGGCUGCUUUGAAGAACAGCUGCUACAGAGUACAUUCUAUGUUCAUUACGUGGUUCUUAAGGAUAUUUGUCCAUCCAUUUUGUCACUGGCGCAGAGUUUGUUGCACUCCCUAGACCAGAGCAUAAUUUUGUUUGGCAGUCUCAUAUACAAAUAUGCAUUUAUCUUUUUUGACACUUACUGCCAGCAGGAAGUGAUUGGUGCCCUAGUGACCCAUAUCUGCAGUGGGAACGAAGCUGAAGUUGAUACUGCACUGGAUGUCCUCCUAGAGUUGGUACUUCUAAACCCAUCUGCUAUGAGGCUGAAUGCUGUCUUUGUGAAGGGCAUUCUAGACUAUCUGGGUAAUAUGUCACCCCAGCAAAUACGAAAACUCUUCUAUAUUCUCAGCACACUGGCAUUUAGCAAACAGCAUGAAGCCAGCAGUCACAUCCAGGAUGACAUGCACCUGGUGAUACGAAAACAGCUCUCUAGCACCACGUUCAAGUACAAGCUCAUUGGUAUUAUUGGUGCUGUCACUAUGGCUGGCAUCAUAGCGGCAGACAGAAGUAGAUCUUCCAGUUUGACCCCAGGGAGAGGAGACCUCAGCAGUGAACAGUGUACACAGGUGACCUCCUUGCUACAGUUGGUUCAUUCCUGCAGUGAGCAGUCUCCUCAGGCCUCUGCACUUUAUUAUGAUGAAUUUGCCAACCUGAUCCAAGGCAGAAAGCUGGCUCCAAAAGUGCUGGAAUGGGCUGGGCAAACCAUCUUUAAUGAUUUCCAGGAUGCCUUUGUGGUGGACAUCUGUGUUGUUCCAGAAGGUGACUAUCCAUUUCCCGUGAAAGCUCUCUACGGACUAGAAGACUAUGAUAGUUGUGAUGGGAUUGCCAUCAACCUCCUGCCACUGUUGUUCUCUCAGGACUUUGUGAAAGAUGGGGGUAGACUGACUUCGCAGGAAUCAGACCAAAAAUUGGUUUCUCCGUUGUGCCUGGCUCCCUACUUCCGGUUACUGAGACUUUGUGUGGACAGACAACAUAAUGGAAACUUGGAGGAGAUUGAUGGUUUAUUAGACUGUCCUAUAUUCCUCACUGACCUGGAGCCUGGAGAGAGACUGGAGUCCAUGUCUGUUAAAGAGCGUUCAUUCAUAUGUUCACUUAUAUUUCUUACUCUCAACUGGUUCCGAGAGGUUGUAAAUGCCUUCUGUCGGCAAACGUUGCCUGAGAUGAAGGUGAAGGUGCUCACCCGAUUAAAGCACAUUGUAGAGCUGCAGCAACUCCUGGAAAAGCACUUGGCAGUCACUCCAGACUAUGUUCCUCCGCUUGCAAACUUUGACUUGGAAACUUCAGAAGUAACACCUCAUACCAGUGCUGCUGUUUCAGCAAAAAUCAGAAUACAAGGAAAUUUAGGAGGAAGGAAACGAAAAGCAGAUGGCAGCAAAAUAUCCUCCCCUGACCCACUUUCAAAGGAGGAUAAUUCAGAAUGCGACCCUGCACCAUCUGAUAGGAGCCCGCUGGAAAAGGAGUUCAGAGGGAAAGAAGAAAAGACAUCAGUAUCGUUACAGAAUUACCACGCUUUUUUCCGAGAACUGGAUCUUGAGGUCUUCUCUAUUCUGCAUUGUGGGCUCGUGGCCAAGUUCAUCUUAGAUACUGAAAUGCACACUGAAGCUACAGAAGUUGUACAGCUUCAGCCCCCUGAGCUGCUUUUCUUGCUGGAAGAUCUCGCCCAGAAGCUGGAGAACAUGCUAACACCUUCUGUGACCAGGAGAUUCCCCUUCCUCAAGAGCAAAGGAAACCGGAAUAUUGGAUUCUCACAUCUCCACCAGAGAUCUGCCUCAGAAAUCGCUCAUAGUGUUGUUCAACUGCUGAGCCCCAUGUGUAACCAUCUGGAGAACAUUCACAACUAUUUUCAGUGCUUAACUGCUAAGAAUCAUGGUGUAGUUGAUGGACCAGGAAUUAAAGGUCAGGAGUACCACAUAAUGUCUUCCUGCUAUCAGAGGCUACUGCAGAUUUUACAUGGACUUUUUGCUUGGAAUGGAUUUUUUCAACCUGAAAAUACUAAUUUACUGUACUCAGCCCUUGAGGUCCUUACUAACCGACUGAAGCCGGGAGAGCCUGACCAAGCCUUGGAGGAGCUGCUUAGCCAGAGCUUCCAUUACUUGCAGAAUUUCCAUCUCAGCAUUCCCAGUUUCCAGUGUGCUCUUUAUCUCAUCAGACUUUUGAUGGUCAUUUUGGAGAAAUCUACAGCUCCUACUCAGAACAAAGGAAACAUUGCUUCCCUGGCCAGACAGUUCCUUUGUCGGGUGUGGCCAAGUGGGGAGAAAGAGAAGAGCGGCAUUCCUAAUGACCAGCUCGAGGCUUUGCUUAGCAUCUACCUGGAGCACACAGACGGUGUUCUGAAGGCCAUAGAGGAGAUCGCUGGUGUUGGUGUCCCGGAACUGAUCAACUCUCCUAAAGAGGCGUCUUCCUCCACAUUCCCUACACUGACCAGGCACACGUUUGUCAUUUUCUUCCGUGUGAUGAUGGCUGAGCUAGAGAAGACAGUGAAAGGUCUUCAGGCUGGAACAGCAGCAGACUCGGAGCGGAUUCAUGAAGAGAAGCUCCUCUACUGGAACAUGGCUGUUCGAGACUUCAGUAUCCUCAUCAACCUGAUAAAGGUGUUUGAUAACCGUCCUGUUCUGCAUGUAUGUUUGAAGGUGAGACCGGCCCUCUUUAGUGUUUAUUCCUCCUGUGAGUCAGCUGAGUGGAAUUGCUUUAUACCUUGCCCAAAAGCCAGUCUCCAGAAUCUGUGCUAUCAGUACGGGCGUCUCUUUGUGGAAGCAUUUCUGAAGCAGUGUAUGCCUCUCCUAGACUUCAGUUUUAGAAAACAUCGGGAAGAUGUUCUGAGUUUACUGGAAACCUUCCAGUUGAAUACAAGGCUGCUUCAUCACCUGUGUGGGCAUUCCAAGAUUCACCAGGACACGAAACUCACCAGACAUGUGCCUUUGCUCAAAAAGACCCUGGAGCUGUUAGUUUGCAGAGUGAAAGCCAUGCUCAUCCUCAACAAUUGCAGAGAGGCUUUUUGGCUGGGCAAUCUCAAAAACCGGGACUUGCAGGGUGAAGAGAUUAUAUCCCAGAAUUCCCAGGAGAGCGCAGCAGAUGAGAGUGAGGAUGAUGCGUCAUCCCAGGUCUCCAAGAGCAAAGGAACAGAGGACAGUGGAGAAGAUGAAGCAAGUGAUGGAGCAAAGGAGCAAGAGAGUGAUGAGAGUGAUGAUGACUGAUUAGACCACAGAAAGAUACUCCCUCCCCAUCUCUGCCAGCUGCUUACCCUUUUGUGUUCAGGGUUUCACAUCUGCUCUCUGCCUUUCUAACUGGAAGCAUCCUAUUUUGUCCUUAAAGAAGGGUCUUUAUUGAAUCAACUUAAUUGUGGAUUUCACAGGUUGUCUACUAACAUCAAAGACCGUGGCUCAGAAUUCGAAUGUAGUGUUACUUACCAAUUUAGGCGAACAUGGCAGUGCUGUGCUGCAGAGUAGUCAUGAUUCUGAGCUUCAGGAGCUAGUUUUGAAACUCUGGAUUUAUUCUAGAAUUUAGGCUUGUACCAGUUUUACAAAUAAAUUCUGUUUUAAGUUCUACCUCA